AUCAUCAGAUGUUGUUCACUUUUUACCCCCACUAUAUUUAAUUUUGGCAAGAGAGGAACAUCUAAUCUAAGAAUUUUUGGGAAAUGAAAUAAUUUUAAUAACUUUAAAUGUUACAACACUGAAAAUAAUAAUAAUAACAAUUAAAAAUUUAGUUUAGUACUCGGAAAAUCCGUAAUUCUUGUUGUUGCUGUUAAUAAAAUUACAAGUGUUUAGUUUAUAAAUGGCGAAUCUAAGGUCGUUGUGGUCUUCAGUAUCAAAAAUAAAUUUUUUUGGAGCACGUUGUACUAUUUUACAAGUGAGACAUAAAGCAGAUAUACCAGAACCUGAUUUUGUAAAAGCUAAGCCACCGGUACCAACACCAAAAGUUGGAGCAGCCGGAAUUUACGACUACGACAAGUGGGUGAAUGCCUGGAUGAAAAGAGACGUAAAAAGACGUCGUGCUGUUGAACAAUAUGCUCCAGUGCGCACUCGUUUAAUAGCUAUCAAAAGAUGUACCUUCUUACCUAAGGAAAUUACAGAAAUUGCUGACAGACAAAUGAUAGAAGAUAUACCAAGAGUAUCAUCUACACGUCAGUUGACUCAGAGAUGCGCGGUAACAUCUCGUGGUCGUGGUAAUCUUCCUCGGUGGAGACUCUCCAGAUUUGUCUUUAGGCACAUGGCUGAUUAUAAUAAAAUUGCCGGUCUCCAGCGAGCUAUGUGGUAGAGUGAUUAAUAUUUUAUAUGGUACAAUACAAUAAAUUAAAUCAAGUGUGUCAA
Cotesia glomerata is the source of this 756-nucleotide messenger RNA. RefSeq names its product 28S ribosomal protein S14, mitochondrial (gene mRpS14). The record is from RefSeq and is a predicted model, not a curated record. The transcript has 3 exons. Gene Ontology annotation, cellular component: ribosome; mitochondrial small ribosomal subunit. Lineage: Eukaryota; Metazoa; Arthropoda; Insecta; Hymenoptera; Braconidae. Gene Ontology annotation, molecular function: structural constituent of ribosome. Gene Ontology annotation, biological process: translation. The coding region runs from base 221 to 703 and encodes 160 amino acids.